This is a messenger RNA of Ceratosolen solmsi marchali, 1468 nucleotides long. RefSeq lists its product as uncharacterized. The record is from RefSeq and is a predicted model, not a curated record. Bases 119 to 1078 code for a protein of 319 amino acids. The transcript is spliced from 4 exons. Lineage: Eukaryota; Metazoa; Arthropoda; Insecta; Hymenoptera; Agaonidae.
GGAGGAGCAGAGGGGAGAGAGAGAGAGAGAGAGAGAGAGAGAGAGAGAGAGACAAGAGGAACUUGCCGAUUGACGACAGGUGGGCGACGAGCAGAGCUUCUUCUACGGGACAUUUAGUAUGGCCAGAAGGAUGCUGGACACUCGUCUUGUGCCGCCGCCGUCGCCGCCACCGCAGUCGCUGAUUUGGCUGUUGUUGCUGCUGCUGGUGUUGCUAACAGGAACGGCAUUACCCGCUGUAGUUUUGCCGAGGCCUCCGUCACUGCCCAAUUACAUACCGAUAGACUACGUCGCCUCGUCCUUCGACUCCGUCAAGAACUUUGGCGACAAAGGUCUCCAUCAAAGGACCAACGUCGAGAAGCCCGAAACCCAGCAAGAUUAUAGAUUUCUGGAGAUCGAAGUACGCGAUGGGGAGAACGUGGAGAAUUUGGACCUGCACGGGAUCGUACAGGCAGUCCUGGCAAAACAACGGCAAUUGCUCCCUCUAAGUGGUCGUCGCUUCGACGAGGAGGACUACAACAUGACGUAUCCUCCAGCGGAAAUUGUGCCCCGGUCGAUUGUCGGUGUGCACGAGGUCGUCCUCGGUCCCAAUCAGCGCUUCUACGAGUCGGCGACCCUCGAGGCCGAGAGCGAGAGGUCCUUACAGUACCCGAUGAGUUCGCCCCAGUCGGAGAAGAACUUGAGUGACGAGAAGCUCUAUUACCUGAAGAACGGCAGGCCCAAGGUGUACGUGAAUUUCCGCGGCAAGAGCGGCAAUUUCCGGCAGCAGGAUACCCCGACCGGUGCCGACUCACGGUUUACCCUGAGGCUCGAGCCAUCAACUUUUUUAAAAGCCACCCAGCCUUACCACACGGAGAAAAAGACAAAGUCAUCAAAGUCGACCCCGAAGAAAUACGACGCGCGCAUCCACGGCUCGACGACAGAGCACGCGAUGGUGACGUCGAGCGAGCUGCCGAAGCAAAUACCCGCGCCUCCGAGCAGAUUACCCGCGCUUCCUCUCAUCGUCCAGACGACGCCCGUCCAACGAUACAACGCCCGGAGAACGGACAUAUUGCCCGAUGACUCCAUCUCCGAGGCCUGACGGGCCUCAUCCCGACCGAGGGACGAUCGGCUCGCGACUACUGGCCAAACGACUCUCAUUAGCCUAAUGUCCAGCUGCGACUGGCGACGAUCCCAUCGCCGAUGUUGACGCAACAAUUCGUUUUUAUAAUGAACGGACGUGUAUUUGCGGUUACACUGUGAAUCCGUAAUUUCGCGAGCCCACCAAUAUAUAUAUUGUGUACAUAUAAUGCGUAUGCGGGCGUAAUUGAGAGUGUCGCUAUGUGGGAGAAUUCGUUACGUUUUCCAAGGUUCUUAAUGCUUGGUUGAAUAAGCUUGAAAGUGACAAUUCGCUCUUAUCUAAUGGGAAUUCGUCCGACUACUCGACCGUCACUCAUCCCAAUUUAUCGCAAACUGUCCCUCAACAUCGCCC